Molecule: messenger RNA, 5129 nt
Organism: Dreissena polymorpha
Lineage: Eukaryota; Metazoa; Mollusca; Bivalvia; Myida; Dreissenidae
Product: cullin-3-like
Exons: 19
Coding region: 236-2521 (761 amino acids)
Biological process (GO): ubiquitin-dependent protein catabolic process; protein ubiquitination
Cellular component (GO): Cul3-RING ubiquitin ligase complex
Molecular function (GO): ubiquitin protein ligase binding
Source: RefSeq, a predicted model, not a curated record
CAGACCGGAAGUGGAUUUGUGGGAUAAACGAACCGAUAUUUCGUCGAAUUUGCCAAUCGAAAACGAAUUUGCAAUUUUAAUAGUCCCUGUCACAAUGAAUAAAAGUUAAAAUUUAUUAUCGUUUUACAUUUCUCAGAAAUUUAUGUACGCAUUUAUAACAGAUUAAGAUAAAAGAUAAAAAAUAACCUAAACAGGAAGACCUGGUUGUUUUGUUGUCUUAAAAUAAAUAACAACAAUGAGUCGAAACCAGGCCAAGAAGGACACGAAGAUGCGCAUAAGAGCUUUUCCAAUGACAAUGGAUGAAAAAUAUGUGGAGAAUAUUUGGGCCUUGUUAAAGAAUGCCAUUCAAGAAAUACAGAAGAAGAACAACAGUGGUUUGAGUUUUGAGGAGCUUUAUCGUAAUGCUUAUACGAUGGUUCUGCAUAAACAUGGAGAGAAAUUGUACUCAGGACUUCAGGAAGUUGUCACAGAACACUUGGUCAAAAAGGUGCAGAAAGAUGUGCUCCACGCAUUGAACAAUAAUUUCCUGCUGACACUGAACAGUGCCUGGUCGGACCACCAGACCUCCAUGGUCAUGAUACGAGAUAUCCUCAUGUACAUGGACCGUGUAUAUGUUCAACAGAACAACGUAGACAAUGUGUAUAACCUGGGUUUGAAGAUUUUCCGUGAUGAAGUCGUGCGGUUUCAGUCCAUCAAUGAGCAUCUUAGGAACACAUUGCUGGACAUGGUUGCUAAGGAACGAAAGGGGGAGGUUGUAGACAGAGGGGCGGUGAAGAAUGCUUGUCAGAUGUUGAUGAUACUUGGUAUAGAGACAAGGCAGGUGUAUUCAGAAGAUUUUGAACAGCCCUUCCUCGUAGAGUCCAGAGAGUUUUAUAUGGCUGAAAGUCAGAAUUUCCUAGCAGAGAACAGUGCUUCAAUGUACAUCAAGAAGGUGGAGGCUCGUAUCAACGAGGAGGCAGAGAGGGCCACACACUACCUGGACAAGUCCACCGAGGAGAGGAUAGUGAAGGUCCUAGAGGAGGAGCUCAUCAGCAAACACAUGAAGACCAUCGUAGAGAUGGAAAACUCUGGUGUUGUACAUAUGCUCAAAAACAACAAAACAGAUGAUCUACAGUGCAUGUACAAGCUGCUGAAGCGAGUGGACAAUGGCCUGAAGACCAUGUGUGGCUGUAUCAGCGGUUACCUGAGGGAGCAGGGCAAGGCUCUGGUGGCAGAGGAGGGGGAGGACUCCAAGAAUGCUAUCACCUAUGUUCAGAAUUUGUUGGACUUGAAAGACAGAUUCGAUCACUUCCUCCAUGAAUCAUUUAGUAAUGAAAAUUUAUUUAAAAAGACAAUAUCAAGUGACUUUGAACACUUUAUAAACCUGAACUCCAAGUCGCCAGAAUACCUGUCACUGUUUAUAGAUGAUAAGUUGAAAAAAGGAGUGAAAGGGAUGACAGAGCAGGAGAUAGAGACGGUACUGGACAAGUCCAUGGUGCUGUUCCGGUUCCUGCAGGAAAAGGAUGUGUUUGAGCGCUACUACAAGCAGCACCUGGCCCGCCGGCUCCUGCUCAACAAGUCUGUGUCCGACGACUCCGAGAAGAACAUGAUCUCAAAACUCAAGACGGAGUGUGGCUGUCAGUUCACAUCCAAGCUGGAGGGUAUGUUCAAGGACAUGACGGUCUCCAACAGCUACAUGGAGGAGUUCAAGGGAUUCAUCAAUCAGGCUAAUCUGAACCAGCAUGGCGUGGACCUGACUGUGCGAGUGUUGACCACAGGUUACUGGCCCACCCAGUCCUCCACACCCAACUGCAACAUACCCCAGGCACCCAGGCUGGCCUUUGAACAGUUCAGAAAGUUUUACCUGAACAAGCACAGUGGUCGCCAGUUGACCCUGCAGCCUCAGCUGGGCUCAGCAGACCUGCACGCUCAGUUCUUCGGACUCAAAAAGGAGGACUCGAGUGACAGUGUUGGGGCCAGCUCCUCCAAGGGGCCUCGCAAGCACAUCAUUCAGGUGUCCACGUACCAGAUGUGUGUGCUCAUGCUGUUCAACAACAGGGAGAAGUGGACCUAUGAGGAGAUCCGCAGUGAGACAGAUAUCCCUGAGAAGGACUUGAUGCGGGCCAUCCAGUCCCUGGCGGUGGGCAAACUGGCCCAGAGGAUUCUGCACAAGGAACCCAAGAACAAGGAAAUAGAACCGAGUCAUUUUUUCACAGUAAACGAUCAGUUCACAUCCAAGCUGUUCAGAGUGAAGAUCCAAACAGUUGCGGCCAGUAAGGGUGAGGCAGAACCAGAGAGGAAGGAGACGAGAACAAAGGUGGACGAGGACCGCAAACAUGAGAUUGAGGCAGCCAUUGUGAGAAUCAUGAAGUCCAGGAAGACCUUAAUGCACAACCAGCUAGUGACUGAGUGUACAGAGCAGCUGAAGAGCAGAUUUUUGCCAAGUCCUGUGGUGAUUAAGAAGAGAAUAGAGGGGCUUAUAGAGCGUGAAUAUCUAGCCCGAACUCCUGAAGAUAGGAAAAAGUACACAUAUGUAGCUUAAGAGUGCAUCUGACUUUGGAGUAGUGGCUGAAAAGUGUGUGACCUUGGUAGUCAAAGCAAUGACCCUCACCCUGAAAACUGCUGUCUUGUGAUAUUUCAUUUCUUCAUGGAUAUUGAUUACCAGACCCAGCACGCAGAAUGAGGGGCUGGAUGUAUUUGUUUUGAUGUCUUGGAGACUAAGUGUAACUAGGUGAAUAUGCCUACCAUUUUUGGUGAACAGAUCGACAAUGUUUAUGUUAAGCACUGAUAAACGGGGGUUAAAUAUUUACUGACUUUGUCUUGUGUAGACAUUGUCAUGCUAUUUAGAUAUAAACUAGGACAUGCGUUCAUGUGGUACUUUUGGUGGUACCCGGUGGAUGUGAAUGGUAGAAUUUUCUUCUCUUGGUUUCAAAAUGUUCUGUUUUUAAUGUGCAAGAUUAGUAUUUAAUUUACUUUUUUGGUUUGCAAAUUUCUCUCUUAAGAUUAAACCAUUAAUGUAAACAUGGCAAUGUGUAAAUUUGAGUUUUUUCUAAUUACAAUGCGGCGUGAAUGCCUUGGUAUUAAACGGUCUUUUUCGCAUUUACAGAAGGUAUUUUUGUUUGCAUAAUAGGUCAGAAAUCUUUUGAUAUGUGUUAAUGUACCUGUCUGCAUGAUUUGUUAAUAUGUUGUUAAUGAAACAGAGAGCCUGGCAUCAUUUUCAAACAUCAACUUAAAACUCAAUCUCAUUAACAGGGUCUCUAGUCUUUUGUCAUCAGCUGCAUGGUUGCUUUUUUCAUUAAUCAACAUAUUCAGAUAACUUUCCGCUGCCAAUCUAAUAGUUGACUUCAAUCGUUAGAGUAUAAACUAUAAAAAUCACAUACUAUUUUGAUUGUUAUAUAUGUGAAAAUUAAUUAAACAAGUCAAAUUUUUCUAUAUCAGUUGGAAAAGAAUCACUUUUUCAAAACCAGUUGUGUAAAAAGACGUUCUGUUUAAUCCAGCAGGAUAGAUAUUUGUAUACGUUUGAAUGUCAUUUGAAUAUUAUGUGUUUAGAUUUUUUUUAAAGGUAAGGUGAUAAAGAUAAAAUAGUACUGCUUUAAAUUAACUUUUUAAGUAAAUGUGUACUUUUGUGUAUCAAUAACAUUACUGGUGAAUAAGAAUAGAAGUUUUACAUACAAUUUUUAUCAAAUGUCUGAUAGCUCAAAACUUUAGAGGCAUGUAUAGAUUUUCAUAUGCAAUGUGUUAUGCAUACGAGUUAAAAAAAGUUCUGUAUCAGACAUCUUUUUACCUGCAUAGGGGUCACUGGUAUAUGUCCAUUUAUUCAGUACAGUCAUUUCCCAGUCCAUUCUAUCUUGCUUCAUUGUUAAAUUAGGUAUUUAUUUGUCUAAUCUGGACCAGGGUUUUAAUAAAUUUGGCAUUUUGGGCUUCAGUUUGCAGUGAUUAUCUAUAAUUUAAAUUUAAUGGUGUUUUAUUUCUAAAAAAGCAUAAACAAUCAAUAUUUAAGGAUAGGGAGAUUUUUGUACUACAAUCCCUUGUGGAACUGAACUAAUUUCAUUAAGCAUAGCUUUUGUAAAUUCCCUCUAAAUGGGAAUUAUGUUCAUUUUACUUACAUUUUAUCUUUGGUAAUGGGUAAUAGGAAAAAAAGUAUUGUGUGUAUCACCACACAUCUUUGGUGUUAAGCACCAAGAUGAAUAAAUAAUAUAUAUUUUACCAGUGUCAUGUACCUUCUUUUGUCCUUCAUUUGUCUUGCAGUAGUCCAUAUUUUAGGCACCAUUAUGCAUAUCACAUUUGAUGAAGAUAUUUUUUCAAUAACAAAUAUAACUAAAAUAUACUUGAUUGUUCUGUACAUGUCUAGAGUGUUGAGACCUCGACAAUCUUGAUUGAUGGAUUUAUUCUUAAAAGCAAAAAGUAAUGUAAACCAGCUCCUUACUGCAUUUUGCAUUAAUUGGUAUCACAUAAUGAAUUUGUGAUUCAGAAUAGCAAGUAAAGUUUAAAUUUAAAUAGACAGCUAUCAGUUGACAGUAAUAGAAACUUGUUCAUUUAAGUUGUGACAACAGUAAACAGUUAUUUUAAAUGCAGUUUAUCAUAGCUGCAAAAGCCCAUAAAUUUGAAGUCAGUUCCAAUAUACUAUAAUAUCCCUUUGACUGCAUCGGAAUGGUGGGGAGAUAAGCUUAUAUUUUUUUAUCUGGAGAUAAAUAACCAAAAACAAUAUGAAUGAUUGUUGAAGUAUUAAAAUUGAAAAUCAAAAUAAUGCAAAACAUAUUUGAACUUAACACCGCAAUAAUACCUAGCUUGCAGAGCGUAUUUUGUUAAUACUGUUUUGUUUCAGUUUUUUAAUUUAAACUUCUUUUGACAUGCUAUGGAAAUCGCUUUCAUUGCUUAUGUAAGAAAUUGCCCUCUUUGAUCCUGUCGUCUUUUUGGUUCUUCACUAUGUUUUUUUUGUUCAUUGUUCUGAAGUAUUGUUUGAUGUCUGCAUUAGAUGCUUUGCGUAAACAACAUGUCUUACAUGUUUGUUUAAUGUUUUCUGAUGAAAUGGUGCACAAAUGGACGUUUGCACUAGUUCUUUAUGUUAUUUAAAUGUGAUUUGUGUAAAUACUAUUCUUUAUUGUGUUAAGGGAUACAUUCAUUGCAAUCCUAUUAAAUUUUGAAAAAUG